GAGCCGCGGCGCGCGCGCGGGAAAGGCGAACCCCGCCUGCCGGCCGGACCCGCCUCCCCCACUCCGCGCGCGCGCCAGCCUCAGGCUUUGUGUGACACUUCUCAGCUGAGUGCCUCGGUCUUCCUCUCUGUAGAACAGUGGUGAUGUGCAAAGUCCCUUGAGCCCUCUGGAAGAAAGCUGCUAGAAAGAAUGAAGGUCAUCACUUGUGAAAUAGCAUGGCACAACAAAGAGCCGGUAUAUAGCUUAGACUUCCAACAUGGAACUGAUGGGAAAAUCAAUCGACUGGCCUCAGCUGGAGUAGACACUGCUGUUCGUAUCUGGAAAGUGGAAAAAGGACCAGAUGGGAAAGCAAUUGUGGAAUUCUUAUCCAAUCUAGCUCGCCAUACCAAAGCAGUGAAUGUUGUGCGUUUCUCUCCCAGUGGUGAGAUUUUAGCAUCAGGAGGAGAUGAUGCUGUGAUUUUAUUGUGGAAAUUGAAUGAUAACAAAGAACCAGAACCAAUAGCAUUUCAAGAUGAAGAUGAAGCUCAGCUGAACAAAGAGAAUUGGACAGUAAUUAAAACUUUAAGAGGCCACAUAGAAGAUGUGUAUGAUAUUUGCUGGACCCCUGAUGGAAACUGCAUGGCAUCUGCAUCAGUAGAUAACACAGCUAUAAUGUGGGAUGUCAAUAAAGGGCAAAAAGUUUCAAUUUUUAAUGAACACAAGAGUUAUGUACAAGGAAUAACAUGGGAUCCGGUCGGCCAGUACAUCGCAACUCUUAGCUGUGAUAGGGUGCUGCGGGUGUACAGUACACAAACUAAGCGUGUAGCAUUCAAUGUUACCAAGAUGCCAUCAGGAGCUGAAGGCGAGGUGAGAAGCUAUCGGAUGUUUCAUGAUGACAGCAUGAAAUCAUUCUUCCGCAGGCUUAGUUUUACUCCUGACGGCUCUUUGCUUCUCACUCCAGCUGGCUGUGUUGAAUCAGGAGAGAAUGUAACCAAUACUACGUAUGUUUUUUCAAGAAAAAAUCUUAAGAGGCCCAUAGCUCACCUUCCCUGUCCUGGAAAGGCAACUCUAGCUGUUCGCUGCUGUCCAGUCUACUUUGAGUUGAGACCAGCACGUAAGAAAGAUGAAGCUUCACAGAAGUCCAUCCCUGCUCUAAUAAAUCUGCCCUAUCGGUUGGUGUUUGCUGUUGCUUCAGAAGAUUCUGUGCUUUUCUAUGAUACACAGCAGUCCUUUCCCUUUGGUUACGUAUCCAAUAUACAUUAUCAUACUCUGAGUGACAUUUCAUGGUCCAGUGAUGGAUCCUUUCUUGCUAUUUCUUCCACGGAUGGAUACUGCUCUUUUGUGACAUUUGAGGAGGAUGAGCUUGGAGUUCCAUUGAAAGAGAAGCCAGUGGUGUGUGUUACGACUGCUAGUGCAACAGAGAAGAAAAUGAAGAAGAAUCAGUCACACAAGGUUGUCUCCCCAGUCCCCAGGCCAGUUGAUGGAACCCCUCCGAACAGGACCAUGGAUCCAAGUAAUCUCACUCUCCAGCCUAAAACACCAGCAGCAAUCACCAACAAGGAUUCUCCCUCAACACCUGUUGGCAUCAAAAAUAUUCCAGCUUCAUCUUCAGAGGAGAGGAAACCCAUGCAGCCAGCCAGCCAGAGUGCUAAAGUAAACCAACCCAGGAGGAUUACUCUAAAUGCUUUACAAGGUUGGAGUAAGACGCCAAGGAGAAUAAACUUGAUUCCUCUGAAGACAGACACGCCAAACUCAACACACACAAAUCUAGUGUCCACAUCUUCCUCCUCAGAAGCAAUUCAACAUGAGAUACCUUCUCCCUCUGAUGAUCCUGUGCACAAUCCGCCAGCAUCUAAACGUCCCAGAACUGAUGAAACUCCUGUCUCUGCAUCUCCUGAAGACCAAACCUGCUGUAGUUCAAACAACUAAAGACCAAAAUUUCAGUAAACUCACUGUCUGGGGGCAAUGCAACUAGACCAGAAAGUAAACUCCCUUUCUGCAAGUGAUAGAUUCUCAGCAGCUAAAUAGAGUAUUAAGGGGGUUUAACAUAAGGUGCUGUGAAGGAGGGGAUCUGCAGCAGAAAAGACUGAUUUUCUGCAAAAAUCCUGCUUUGUGGAAGUGAAAAUAGUUGGAACUUAACUAUGUCUGUAUCGGCCUUUGAACACACUGCUUUCUAAACCAAGUAGUGUCAACUGCAUGAUAAAGCAUAGUGUUUGUAGGCAAUACUGGUAUAGAAAUGUCGUGACAACCUAAGAGUCUCCUUCAUAAUCAUCGCAUUGGUAUUUUUAAAGUAUUAAGUCUUCCAGCAAGUCUGUGUCUUGCAAAAGAGUGGGAUUUUUAAGCAUUUGUCUUCAUAGCGUUUUAAUGUGACUAACAGCUGUUUCCCUGAGGCAAUUGACUUCUACAUUUCACAAUUAAGUUUAUCAGUUCACAAGAUAAUUAUGCACUCUGACUUUCAUUCCAUUUGGAUGUUUAAUGUUUAUAUGCUCCACACUUAAAAAUGCAGUGCAAUAUCAGUGGUAUAAUUGAAAUAAGUCACAAACUCAUAACUGCAAGGAAGUGAAAUAUUUUUGUUUAAAUAUUUGUUAUGGGCAUUCAACAAUAGAAACAGAUUCAUUCGUUCAUUCUCUGUAUAAAAAAAUUGCAGGCAUGAGAUUUUCUGGGGACAGCAAAGGUUUGCGAUAUAUAUGUUGAAAUUACUAGUUUUCCCUAUUUUUCUAUAGUGCAAAACCUGCUCCCUUAGCAAAAAAUAAAUACAUAAAACCAAUUUAUGUUAAGUUUUUAAUUUGUUUAUUUUUAGCCCUUAGUGCUCUUUGUGUAGCUAACACAUAAGACCUUAGGAUUGGAAACAGUGAAAUCAAAAUGCAAAUAUUUUGAAACCUACUGCGCUUUAGAGUGCUCGCCCCUGGUGGUGAAGGUUGGAGAGGGGCAGGAGGAGGGAGUACUUUGUGCAAUGCCCCUUCCCUGUUUAAAAGUAAAUGUAAGAUAAUGGUUAAAUAAGUGAAGGGCCCUUUUAAUUGACUUGACCUGAAAAAGGGGUUUAAGUGGCAGUUUCUCUCUUAUGGCUAAGCCUAUGCUUUCAACAUUUGAAGUGUUAAUGUACAUAGUUUAAAAAAAAAAAAGUUCCAAAUUCAUAUUAAAGCUUUUUUCUACCUAUACUGUUCCCUAGUUUUGGUUGUUUCACUAUAAAAUUAUUGUUUUUAAAAUACGUAAUUUACUUAUCACUUGUUUCAUGACUGCCUGAGAAACAACAAAUUCAAAAAGAAGCAAAUUAAAGUGAAAGUUCUUCAGAAAUAGGUUAACUAAAAUAGUGUUCAUACGGAAGAAAUGUUACUUAAUAAAUGCUUGUCAGUGAGACAGUGUUAAGCAAAUGCUAAAGUACUUUGCUGAAUUAAGAACAGGAGUACUUGUGGCACCUUAGAGACUAACAAAUGUAUUUGAGCAUACAGCCCACUUCUUCGGAUGCUGAAUUAGGAUCUGUUGAACAUUUCUGUUGAAGUUUGAUAUAUACAAAUGGGGGGAAAACAUCUUGAUUGCAUUUCUGCUCAAAAUCUUUGAGAAGAGGAUGGGGUUGAGCUUUAUUAGAUUUAGCCAAAUCUUGAGCAUCCUAAAAUAAGAAAUGGAAAGAAGAUACUACCAAACUAGGUCAGAUGUUCACACUGUUGAGUAAAAAUAUUUUUAAAGAUCUCUACCAACGAUGAAUGAUAGACAUUUACAUCCAAAGUCGUCUUUGCUAUUUAUGCUGUUUUAUUUUUUUGCUCAGUUUGGGCUAUGAAAACACUAAUCAUCUCCACUUUCUGGUUUCCGCAUACAAUGACUAAUAUAGUGCUGCAAUAUUUGGGUUGUGUGCGCUGCAAGGGACAGUUUAAAUUCAAGCUCUUAUAAACAUUAAUUGAAAUAUUUUCCUGCAGUUUUAUAAAACCUGAUUUUAAACAAAGUAGGCUACCCUCUACACCAGUGAUUCUUAACCUUUACUGCAGCCUGCACCCCUUUGGUUCUCAAAAUAUGUUCUCGCACCCCUUAUCAAAAAUCGUUGAAGUAGGUCAGUUCUUUAAACCUAGAUAUAUUUUUUGUUUGUAUAUUACA
This is a messenger RNA of Mauremys mutica (yellowpond turtle), 4065 nucleotides long. It is a transcript of the gene CHAF1B, whose product is annotated as chromatin assembly factor 1 subunit B. Gene Ontology annotation, cellular component: nucleus; CAF-1 complex. The record is from RefSeq and is a predicted model, not a curated record. Bases 190 to 1908 code for a protein of 572 amino acids. Gene Ontology annotation, biological process: nucleosome assembly; DNA replication-dependent chromatin assembly. NCBI's taxonomy places the organism in Eukaryota, Metazoa, Chordata, Testudines, Geoemydidae. The transcript has 15 exons. Gene Ontology annotation, molecular function: protein binding.